CCCACAGCAGCAUCCGCCCCCUCACCCUCCAGCCAUGGGCAACCUCUUCUCCUUCUCGCUUGAAGCUCUCUACGGCAGCCUGGCCUCAUACUUUGGCAACCGCGAGAGUCGCAUCAUGAUCAUCGGCCUGGACGCGGCCGGCAAGACCACGCUGCUCUACAAGAUCAAGCUGGGCGAGUUGGUGACCACCAUCCCCACCAUCGGCUUCAACGUCGAGACCUUCGAGUACAAGAACAUCAAGUUCACGGCCUGGGACAUCGGGGGCCAGGAGAAGAUUCGCUCGCUCUGGAAGCACUAUCUGUGCAACAACGACGCCGUCAUCUUCGUGGUUGACGCCGCCGACUUCGAGCGGAUCGACGAGGCGAAGCAGGCGCUGCACCUGAUCUUCGAGGCAGAGGAGCUCGCCAACACGAAGCUGCUGGUGUACGCCAACAAGCAGGACCAGUCCAACGCCCUGUCGGCCGACGAGCUCCGUGAGAGAAUGGAGUUGACGGAGGCCACCAAGAACCCUACGCAUGUGCAGGCUUGCGUUGCGACGACUGGCGACGGAAUCUACGAGGGCCUGGACUGGUUGAGCAAGGCAGUCACGGGGGAGUUCUCCUCGUAGGACCCCCUUCCACCCAACAGCGCACCCAGAUCGAGUCGGUAUACCCUGCAUCGUAGUACAUCUGUAGUAGUAGUAGCCACAUAC
Molecule: messenger RNA, 691 nt
Organism: Phytophthora sojae
Lineage: Eukaryota; Oomycota; Peronosporomycetes; Peronosporales; Peronosporaceae
Exons: 1
Coding region: 35-607 (190 amino acids)
Biological process (GO): vesicle-mediated transport; intracellular protein transport
Cellular component (GO): cytoplasm
Molecular function (GO): GTP binding; GTPase activity
Source: RefSeq, a predicted model, not a curated record